AUCGGAAGUCCAAAUAUUUGUUUGAAUAUGCGGGUUUCCUGUAUGCUGGAGGUAUGUAGAUGAUACAUUCACUGUACUUCGAACACAGGAUACAGAUAGAUUUUCGAACAUAUUAACUCAAAGGUGGAGGCAAUUCAAUUCACUUAUGAAUUGGAAAGUCACGAAGGGAGGCUUCCAAUUUUAGACUACAGCGUAAAAAGAAAGAAGGUGGGAAGUUAAACACUAGUGUUUAUAGGAAACAUGACAAAACCCACAAUAAGGAAUCUUAACCUUUGACACCUUCAUCCAUGUCGUUGCUUGUAUUUGAAACGAUGCUUACCAGAUAAGUGAAGGAGGUAACCUCUGUCAAAUCCCUCCCGUUGAUGGUGAUGGUUGUUGUUGUUGCUGCUGCUGCUCUUCGUUGGUUAUCUUCAUCACCUCCGUCUCACCUGGAGCCCUGUCUUCGCUGCUGGUCUCUUCAGCCAGCUUGUUGGUUUUCACCUCCAAGUCAUCGAGUUUGUAUGACAUUAGACAUAUAUCAUCCACACGCGAAAUCCAGAUCUUCUAGAGCCUACUUAUCGGUCGUCCAGCUCAUUCCUGAUUUCUUGCCCCCAACAGUCGGACGCAUAAUCCAGUCGACCACAAUUAUGAAUAUCAUCGGUGAUAAUAGGCAGGUAGCCUUGUCUUACUCAUGUACGCACUUUGUGAACGCCUCACUGAGUUUUUCGUUGUAUCUUUUACUUCAGAAAAAACAUUUAAAUAACUCAGGUAUUUCGAAUUGAGUAAUAUUAAUAAUAAUAAUAAUAGUGAUAAUAACAAUUGUGAAAAGCUUUAAAUGAAUCAGGAAUAAUAAUAAUACUAAUAAGUGGUAGAAUAAAGUGCUAAUAAUAUUAAUAAUAAUAAUAACAACAACAAUUGACAAGUAAAACAUAUUACCAUGGUAGAUUCAGAGUGACGACCACUUCCUUUUGUACACCGAAGACCUGGUUUACAAACCUGAAUUCCACAAGCCUCCAU
Messenger RNA from Trichobilharzia regenti, 996 nucleotides. Lineage: Eukaryota; Metazoa; Platyhelminthes; Trematoda; Strigeidida; Schistosomatidae. The record is from the annotation of a GenBank genome assembly.